CCUCUCUCAGAUCGCCACUUCCAUUCACCACCACCACCACCUCCUCCUCCUCCUCCUCCGUCGUCUUCAGAUGUCGAAGCCGUCGUCGUCGUCGUCGUCCGCCUCCGCCACGACGCCUCCGGCGGCGGCGGCGUCGUCGGCGUCCAUCAAGCCCGGGGACUACGCGCACAGCCCAUUCCACUACGCGGUCGCCCUCGGGGACCACAAGACCCUCUCCCGCCUCCUCUCCACCCUCCCCCGCCUCUCCGACCCGGGGCUCGUCCACUCCGAGCCCGAGUCCCUCGCCCAGGAGUCCCUCGCCGACCGCAUCUCCUCCGCCGUCGACCGCCGCGACGUCCCCCUCCGCGAGACCCCGCUCCACCUCGCCGUCCGCCUCUCCGACGCCGCCGCCGCCCGCUCCCUCGCCAACGCCGGCGCCGACGCGUCGCUCCAGAACGCCGCGGGGUGGAACCCGCUCCAGGAGGCGCUGUGCCGGCGGAACGCCGAGAUCGCGUCCGUCCUGCUCGAGCACCACCACCGCUCCGCCUGGUGCAAGUGGCGCCGCCGGCUCCCGCGGGUGAUCGCCGUGCUCCGCCGCAUGCGCGACUUCUACAUGGAGAUCUCGUUCCAUUUCGAGAGCUCCGUCAUCCCGUUCGUCGGGAAGAUCGCCCCCUCCGACACGUACCGGAUCUGGAAGCGCGACGGGAACCUCCGGGCCGACACCUCCCUCGCCGGCUUCGACGGCCUGAAGAUCCAGCGCGCCGAUCAGAGCUUCCUUUUCCUCGGGGAAGGGGACCAGAGCCACGGCGUCCCCGAGGGCUCGCUCCUGGUCCUCAACCACGACAACCGGAAGAUCUUCAACGCGUUCGAGAAUGCCGGAGCUCCCAUGAGCGACUCGGACAUCGCCGGGUUCUGUUCCCAGACGAGCGUGUACCGUCCGGGCAUGGACGUCACCAAAGCUGAGCUCGUCAGCAGAACUAACUGGAGAAGACAAGACAAGACCGAGUCCGUCGGCGAAUGGAAGGCCAGGGUUUACGAAGUCCACAACGUAGUGUUCAGCUUCCGAUCACGCAAGGUCACCUCGUCGGAGAACGACGUCGCCGGCAGCGAGCAGGUAUUGCCGCUUGAGCUCGACGAGGACGACGAUGGCUUCCUAGUCGCCGAGAAUCCCCAGUUCAUGUUCUCGAACAGUAGCAAUAACAGUAGCGACAGACGGAGGCACAGUAGUUUCGUGAGGGAGGAGAGGGAAUGGGUGCACGUGGGGCGGAAGAGCGUGGACGUGGUGCCCUUCUCCGCGGCGGCGGCGGCCCCGCCGCACAGGAGGGCCGCGAUCGCGGUGGCGCCGACCCCGCAGACCAAGGAGAAGGAGUACGUGAAGAGCCUGCGGCCCUCGGUCUGGCUGACCGAGCAGUUCCCGCUGAAGACGGAGGAGCUGCUGCCGUUGCUCGACAUAUUGGCCAACAAAGUGAAGGCCGUCCGGAGGAUGCGGGAGCUGCUCACGACGAAGUUCCCGACGGGCACUUUUCCGGUGAAGCUUUUGUGGGGUCCUCAUCGGUCGGGUAACGUGAGGUGGGAGUUUUACCCUAUUGGCACUCCUACGCCGGGACCGAUGGCUCAAACUUGGGUAGCAAUUCCGGUGGUCCCUACGGUGAGGGUGGUGAUUACAUUCACAAAGUUCGUCGAGCUCCAACCGACCGAACGGUUCUACACGCCGCUCUCGAGCCCUAGGCACCUCCUUAAUGGCGGAUCAAGAAGCGGGCCCGAGGAGGACCAGAAAUCGGACGGCCCCUUCUGGUCCUGGCCAUCGUCGUCGUCGUCGUCGUCAUCAACGUCGUGGCUCCGGCGGAGUAGCAGCCGGUCGGUGGGAUCGAGCAAGGAGCAGUCCCGGUGUCCUGCUCAGCAGCCCGAUCCUUUUGUAAUACCUAGCGGAUAUACGUGGAGUAGCAUCGAUGAUAAAUCGCAUAAGAUGAAGAAAUCCAAGUCAGUCAGAAAAUCUAAGUCGUAGGUCUAAUGGAUUUAUUUAUUUUUUCUCUAUUUUUUUUUGGUUUUAGCUUAAAAGGAAAAGGAAACAAGAUGGGCAGGCAAGAAAAACGAAGAAAGUUGAGCCUUUGUACUCUUUAAAGCUGGAAAGGAGGAAAAAGAAAAGUAAGAAACAGAGCCAAAAUCAUAAAUGCAAUGGUGGUUCAAACUUGCC
Syzygium oleosum is the source of this 2173-nucleotide messenger RNA. RefSeq lists its product as uncharacterized. Gene Ontology annotation, molecular function: protein binding. The record is from RefSeq and is a predicted model, not a curated record. The transcript is spliced from 4 exons. Bases 71 to 1984 code for a protein of 637 amino acids. Lineage: Eukaryota; Viridiplantae; Streptophyta; Magnoliopsida; Myrtales; Myrtaceae. Gene Ontology annotation, cellular component: cytoplasm.